Colletotrichum destructivum is the source of this 1527-nucleotide messenger RNA. Its product is annotated as Putative glycosyltransferase 61. Gene Ontology annotation, molecular function: protein O-acetylglucosaminyltransferase activity. NCBI's taxonomy places the organism in Eukaryota, Fungi, Ascomycota, Sordariomycetes, Glomerellales, Glomerellaceae. The coding region runs from base 1 to 1527 and encodes 508 amino acids. The transcript has a single exon. The record is from RefSeq and is a predicted model, not a curated record. Gene Ontology annotation, cellular component: endoplasmic reticulum lumen.
AUGCACUCGCACCUUCGACCUAUUACCAAGCGGGUUAGACUAUCUGUUUUGCUUGCCUUGAUUCUGCUGCUUGCCUUCUUCGCAUUGUUGAACCAGCCUGCCGCAGUUGGGCUGCAAGAACCUUUCCGAUACAACGAGCCCCAGCAAGGAUCCGAGGUAUUGACUGCGUUGCCUGAGCUUGCCGCCUCCAGCAGGCCGGAGCAACAAGGACCAGAGCCCGAGUUCUGCACCCAACGCUUCGGUCCCGACUAUCUCUACGGUCUCCGCGACCGCGCCAUCCAGUACUGCUCGCCGACGUCGACAUCUUCGGCCGCGGUUGCAAAUCUAACUUGCUUCCACAGCCGUACUCAGAACCGAGACGAUGCCUUCUGUUUCGCCCAGGGUGCAGUGCUAGAUCCCCAGACCAAAACCUUCAACCUUGAUUGCGACGUGCGCCGUCCUACCGCCAGUGAAUCCUCGCGUGGCAUUAUCCCCUUUACCGGCAUCAAAGGCUACUGGUAUGAUACCGGCCCGGGCGUCUUGUUCCAAAAGUAUAUCAAGGUGGCACAUCGCUCUUCGGCCUCCUCUACGCCAGAACAGAUCCAGCCCAGGCCAUCUCAAGCCCGACCUAUCAUCUCUAUCCUCUUGAAGCGCGAAGGUGCCUUGAACAUCUGGCACUCCCUUAUGGAGCUGUGGUCUAUGACUUUGUCCCUUGACGUACUGCGCCUAACCCCUGACCCCGCCGACCCUACAAAGCCUUUCCUUCAUAUUCCUGCCGACGCCCUUAGAACCCAAGUCGUCUUCUUGGACGAUCAUCCUGAAGGGCCGCUGUACCCGUUAUGGGGCAUGUUUGCUGGGCGUGAGCCCGUCCGUCUCGCAAACAUCUUGGAGGAUCCGGCCCGGUCCCAAGCCUUUGCCGAGACACCCCAGAACCUCGUCAUCCCGCUUGCGGGCUCAAGCAACCCUACAUGGCAGAACGACUGGGAGGAGCGGGAUUGCAGAGAUGCGCCUCUGCUGAGGCUCUUCACCCGGCGCAUCAUGCACCACUUUGGCAUCCUCCAGGAGACCGGACGACGGCCGACAGAGGUCCGCAACGUCACCCUCAUCGACCGAAGGGGUUCCCGCAAGCUCCUGGACCAAGACGCCCUGCUGGGCGCCGCCCGAGCCAAGUUCCCUGACGUCAACUUCCAGGCCUUUGACUUUGGCGCGCUGUCGUUCCCUGACCAGAUCCGCGUGGUGCAGUCUACCGACGUCCUGGUCGGCGUCCACGGCGCCGGCUUGACGCACACCAUGUUCCUCCGCGAGGGCGGCGCCGCGGUCGUCGAGAUCCAGCCGUCCAGCAUGUCCUACAAGGGGUUCCGCAACAUGGCGCAGAUGAUGGGUCAGGCGUAUGUGAGCGCCCACGCCGAAAUGGCCGGGGCCGAGGAUCGGAGAAGAAACAUUGCAAAGCGGGACCGAUGGCACUGGGCCGACGUCCGUAUUGGGGAGGACCAAUUCCUUGAGUUGAUUACUGAAGCCAUAGAGUCCUUUCGCGGUCGAGGGACAUGA